Molecule: messenger RNA, 1326 nt
Organism: Puntigrus tetrazona (Sumatra barb)
Lineage: Eukaryota; Metazoa; Chordata; Actinopteri; Cypriniformes; Cyprinidae
Gene: ppp1r3c2a
Product: protein phosphatase 1 regulatory subunit 3C2, duplicate a
Exons: 3
Coding region: 142-1137 (331 amino acids)
Biological process (GO): regulation of glycogen biosynthetic process
Cellular component (GO): protein phosphatase type 1 complex
Molecular function (GO): glycogen binding; protein phosphatase 1 binding
Source: RefSeq, a predicted model, not a curated record
CUUCUAGCGCGCUUUCGUUUGGCACUGACUACACUUCUGCAUUUAAAGUGCAACUGCGAUCAAUAUCAGCGCACCUUUCGUCGCCAGAGACAUUUCACCACCAGCAGUCGUCUUCAUCAGACGUUCAUCUGUUUGCCAAAAAUGAGCAACACAAAAAGCUUUGGAUUCAGCAUCUACUCUUUCCCUGAUCGUGUAAUGCCGGUGGAUCUGGCCAUGCAUGCACAGAUUAGCUCACCGCUGUCUCAGCUCCUAGGCAUGUCUGCUCUCAGGGCAUCUCCACCCAACGUGCCCUCACCAGAGCUCCAACGUGCCAGGCUUACACCCCCUUCACCCACGUCUUCACUAUCUUCGUCCAGCUCUGCCAGCUCCCUGUGCUCGUACUCUCCAGGCACCGGCACGUUGCGCAAGAAGAAGCGAGUCGUGUUUGCAGACACUAAAGGUCACGCUCUAACAUCCGUGCGCAUCUUCACCGCUGACCCCUCGGAGUCCGAACCAGAAGAUGCCCCUCAACCUGAGGAGCAUGUGAAGCCUAAAGCACCCAUGCAGAGCGCUAGACUGCGACUCAAACUUGACUUUCCGCAGCCCGUUGCGGACCGUGCAAGCUUGAAGGAAACCUUGGUGCAACUAGAGAGCUGUAGCCUGAGCGAAAAGGCGCUGAGCGGGACGGUACGGGUCUGCAACAUUAAAUUCGACAAGACCGUCUUCAUCCGCAUAACGUUUGACUCGUGGCGAAGCUAUAAAGACAUUGCGUGCACGUAUGUGAGGCAACCAAACGCAGGUUUGGAGACUGAUUUGUAUUCUUUUAAUGUGUCUCUGCCGUCUGAUCUGGACCCGAAGGAGCGCCUGGAGUUUGUGCUUGUGUUCCGACCCGGCAACAGCAAACUGCAGCUCGUGGACAACAACAAAGGGAAGAACUACCACGUUCUGGUGGAAAACGUGGCGCCCGAACCUCGUCUGGUGACGAAAAGCAGGCGAACCUUUGUCAUACCAAGUCCUCAGCGUUAUUCCGCGUGGCCCGGGGUCAGAGGUCAUGAACUGCAGAGGACGAGACACCUGGCAUGCAAAGGCCUGCCCUACACAGACCACCUGUUAAGCAGGACCUGGGGAAGGAUGGCCAAUGUUCCUCCGUUAUGUUAAGAUGGGACUGAGGCGCUUGUGCGGUCGACAUUUCUACAGUACUUGACUUAAUUGAUUUUCUGCCCCGUUUUAUACACAAAACUUGAAUAGACAGUGCUUGCUGGUUUGCACAUGCUGCUGAAGCGGUGAAAUGUGAAUGUUUACUUUGUUUUGUACAUUUAUAUAUAUAUAUAUAUAUAUAUAUAUAUU